Messenger RNA from Pteronotus mesoamericanus, 1190 nucleotides. It is a transcript of the gene TFPT, whose product is annotated as TCF3 fusion partner. Gene Ontology annotation, molecular function: DNA binding. The transcript has 6 exons. Gene Ontology annotation, cellular component: Ino80 complex. NCBI's taxonomy places the organism in Eukaryota, Metazoa, Chordata, Mammalia, Chiroptera, Mormoopidae. Gene Ontology annotation, biological process: positive regulation of apoptotic process; apoptotic signaling pathway; apoptotic process. Bases 400 to 1161 code for a protein of 253 amino acids. The record is from RefSeq and is a predicted model, not a curated record.
ACCAGCCGCUAGGCGGAGAAGGGGUGAGCACGACGCGAGGCGAGGCGAGGGAUUUUGCCGGCUCCCGGCCCUCCGAGGACUGAGCCUCCUAAGUGGAGAGUCGCCGUGGUCGGACGACACGGUGUGAAGACAAUAAAGACGGAGACAGAGCAGACGACUGGUGGCGGGGUUAGACGAGAAAGCAAGGCCUUGCCGCAGGGACUCGGGGUCGGGGAGGGGCGGGGGCGCGUAGGGAGGAAAGCCGGAAAUAGGGAACUACCACUCCCAGGAGGCCUAGCGGCUGAGUCCCGGAAGCUUGGCUGUGAAGCCUGAUGGGGCGGGUAGUUUUGCGAACUUUUUAACCUAAAGGUUUGAGAGGUUGGAAGUUCUGAGUCCUCGGGCGGCGACAGCGAGGGCGAGAUGGAGCUGGAGCAGAGAGAAGGGACCAUGGCAGCAGUGGGCUUCGAAGAGUUCUCAGCGCCGCCAGGCUCGGAGCUGGCGCUGCCUCCGCUGUUUGGUGGUCACAUCCUGGAGAGCGAGCUUGAGACAGAAGUAGAGUUCGUAUCUGGGGGUCUGGGCAACUCGAGCCUUCGUGAGAGAGAUGAAGAGGAAGAGGCAGCCCGGGGCCAGCAACGGCGCCAGCGGGAACUCAAUCGCAGGAAGUACCAGGCGCUAGGUCGGCGUUGCCGGGAGAUCGAGCAGGUGAACGAGCGGGUCCUGAACAGGCUCCAUCAGGUACAGAGGAUAACGCGGAGGCUCCAGCAGGAGCGGAGGUUCCUCAUGAGAGUGCUGGACUCCUACGGCGACGACUACCGCGCCAGCCAGUUCACCAUCAUGCUGGAGGAUGAGGGCAGCCAGGGCACAGAUGCGCCCACCCCAGGCAAUGCUGAGAACGAGCCUCCGGAGAAAGAGGGGCUGUCUCCGCCCAGAAGGACGCCGGCACCCCCAGAACCCAGCAGCCCGGCCCCCGGUGAGGGGCCCAGUGGGCGGAAGAGGCGGCGAGCACCCCGGGAAGGACGCCGAGCGGGAGUCCCACUGACUCCAGAACUGGCCCCAGUGCAGAUAAAGGUUGAGGAAGACUUUGGCUUCGAAGCGGACGAAGCCCUGGACUCAAGUUGGGUUUCCCGGGGGCCAGACAAACUGCUGCCCUACCCCACCCUAGCCAGUCCCCCCUUUGAUUGAACUGCCACCCCCUGCCCCGCCAAUAAACU